UGCAGAUAUCUUUGAUCUCUCUCCAUAUUAAUGCUUCUCAAUGAAGAAUCCACACUUUCUUUGGUUUCAUACGAUUUUGUUUAUGUCCUUUUACAUUAGCCAAUCGACCGGCUUCAAUUCAACCGCUGCAAAAGCUGAUAUAGGAGUGAUUCUUGAUCUUGACACUCCUCUUGGAAAGGUAUGUAGGACUUGCAUCUCAAUGGCAGUCGAAGAUUUCUACGCCAACCGCGAUCACACCACCACGACCGUGCCUCAUUUUCGGGAUUCAAAGAGUGAUGUUAUCGCUGCAGCUUAUGCAGCUAUAGAUCUAAUGAAGAACACUCAAGUGAUGGCGAUCUUGGGGCCACAAAACUCGAAUCAAGCCGACUUCGUGAUAAAUAUGGGCGACAGAGCAAAGAUUCCAAUCAUUUCACCAGCAAUGAGUCCAUCUCUUUCGCCUCAAGAUUCACCCUUCUUCAUAAGAUCAGCAUGGCCUUCCUUUUCCCAAUCCAAAGCAAUCGCAGCAAUCAUAGAAAAACAUAAUUGGUGGAAAGUCGUUUUCGUCUACGAGGAUUCGGGUUUUGGGAGGGGCUUAGUCCCUUUCUUGGACGAGGAUAUGCUCGAGAGCAACGCUCAUGUCUCGUACCAAACUGCUAUUUCACCGACAGCCACUGAUGAUCAAAUCGCUCGUGAGCUAGACAAGUUGAUGAAGAUGCAGACGAGGGUGUUUGUGGUUGAUAUGCUUCCAGAUCUCGCUUCCCGGUUCUUCAAGUUGGCGAAAGAAGCCGGGAUGAUGGGCGAGGGAUAUGCUUGGAUUGUUUCUGAUCCGCUUGCCAGUCUAUUGGAUUUGAUGGAUUCGAAGACUGUGGAGGCGAUGCAGGGCGUACUAGGUGUGAAGGCCCGUGUUCAAGAAUCCGAAGAAGUUGCAAACUUUACGAAGAGAUAUAACAAUAGGUUUCGCUAUGAUAAUCCGGAUAUGGAUGUUGUAAAGCUUAAUGUUUUUGGCCUCUGGGCUUAUGACAGCAUGACAUCUAUAGCGGAUUCAAUCGAACGAGCUGGAGUGACAUCUCCGCGAUUCAAUAGAUCAGUCGAUGGAGAAAAUUCCACUGAUUUGGAGGCGAUAGGAACAUCAAGCACGGGAUCUUUACUCAAUGGUUUAAUGAAAAACCACGCAUCGAAAGGGUUGAGUGGCGAUUUCAACGUAAGUAACGGGCAACUGCAGCCGUCUGCGUUUGAGGUAGUGAAUGUACAUGGGGAAAGUGGAGUCACUGUCGGGUUCUGGUCUGAGCGAUGCGGGCUUUUGAAGCCGGGAGAUAGCGAAGAUGGUUGCGUAAGGAACACGGAAAACCUUGACCUCAUUGUAUGGCCGGGGAAGACGGGUGAUGCGCCUAGAGGGUGGGAGUUUCCGACAAGUGGGAAGGCGCUGAAGGUUGGGAUUCCGGCAAAAGGAGGAUUCCUUGAAUUCGUUGAAUUCGCGAAAAAUGUUUUCGAGGAGGUGUGGAAUAAGACGCCCUAUGCUGCGCCAAUCGAAUAUAUACGGAGUGAUGAUGGUGAAGAAUAUGAUGGUUUUGUCAAGAAGUUAGAUCUUAAGGUGAUUGAUGUGGUGGUGGGAGAUGUGACUAUCACGGAGGAAAGAUCGGAGUGGGCAGAUUUCACAAUUCCUUACACGGAAUCCGGGAUUGCGAUGGUUGUCCGAACUGAGCCUGAUGACAAAAAGAAUGCUUGGAUAUUCAUGAAGCCUUUAACGGGUGGCCUCUGGAUAACAAUUGGAGCAUUCUUCGUCUUCACCGGGGUUGUUGUAUGGAUUCUUGAGCAUCGGAUAAAUGAAGAAUUCCAAGGCCCCCGUCACAAGCAAAUCGGGAUGAUUUUCUGGUUCUCGUUCUCAACACUUGUUUUUGCACACAAGGAGAAAGUGAGUAGCAACUUGACAAGAUUCGUGUUGAUUGUCUGGGUGUUCGUGGUGCUGGUUUUGACGUCAAGUUACACUGCAAACUUGACGUCCAUGCUAACGGUGGAGCAACUGAAUCCUGAAAUCAACGCUGGAGAUUGUGUUGGUUACCAGAAGGGCUCCUUUGUUGGCGGUUUCUUGAUAGACGACAUGAAUUUUGACAAGUCCAAUCUUAGAAGCUACAGCACGUUGGAAGAAUUCGAUGAUGCCCUCUCCAAAGGCUGCAGCAAUGGAGGAGUUGAUGCAAUCUAUGAUGAAAUGCCUUACAUUAAUCUCCUUCUUUCCAAAUCGAAAAACUCCCACAAGUAUAAAAUGAUCGGUCCGACCUAUCCUAAUUCCGGCUUUGGAUUUGCAUUUACAAGGGGUUCGCCACUAGUUUCGGAUGUUUCAAGAGGGAUCGUUAAGCUGACAGCAAGCAAGGAAAUAUCGAGAAUCUCGGAGAAAUGGGUUGGGGAAGCUAGUAAUGGAACUCGGAACACAUCUAACAAUAGCCUCGAUGUAGCUAGCUUUGAGGGGCUCUUCCUCAUUGCAGGGCUGUCUUCAACACUAGCUUUGCUUAUAUUCUCCUUCAAUUUCUUACAUGAGAAUCGGCUUUUGCUGACAUCGACUGAUUCGACUAUGGAAAAGCUUCGUGGACUUGCUAGAGCGUUUGUGAUGGGAAAAGACAAGCCGUUGUCGCCAAAGGCAUCGACGUCAAGACAAGUCCGCGGAGGUGGUGGAGGAGGAGGAUCAAGCGCAGCUAUGGGCAGCUUCAGUUGGAAGAAGCUCGGCUAGAAAGGAGUUCGGUAAGCUCGGCUUACCGAGCUGGAACUAGCCUGGAACUAGCCGAGAAGAAGAAGGCAGAAGUCGGUAAGCUCAGCGAUA
Molecule: messenger RNA, 2791 nt
Organism: Salvia splendens (bonfire salvia)
Lineage: Eukaryota; Viridiplantae; Streptophyta; Magnoliopsida; Lamiales; Lamiaceae
Product: glutamate receptor 2.7
Exons: 5
Coding region: 41-2701 (886 amino acids)
Cellular component (GO): membrane
Molecular function (GO): ligand-gated monoatomic ion channel activity
Source: RefSeq, a predicted model, not a curated record